CCCGUCUCUAUCCUGUCAAGUUCAAAAGACCUCGGUAUCACCCGCUCUCUUUAUCCCAUUCGUACUCUCUCAACCACAACUCUCUUCAUCCUAGUCUCUCAUUGCUGCAAUGUCUGAACGUCAGCAGCGUAUACAAGCAAAGAUCGACGAGGCACAGCAGGCCCGUCGAGCCGCCAACCCCGACGAAGACGCAGAACCAGAGGACCUCCCUCCUCCUGCAUACUCCCUCGAGCCAUCCGCCUCCUCCUCUGCGUCAUCCCAGCCUCAAGCCAGCGGACCGAGCGCUCCCUCAGCGCUCAUCCCAGUCGUAGCCGAUGAUCCCCUCGCCCACAGCCCUCCUGGGCCCGCGUCGAGCUCGAGUCUCCCGCUCGCCCCGUCCACCGCCACUCAGCACAGCACAGCGCCCCCCGCAGCAAGCGGAAGCUCAGUUAGCCGCAGUCCCUCUGUCCAAGCGCCCCAUCCGCAGGUCGUGCUCGCGCCACCCGGCGAAGAGCCUUCCGGGCUGUCCAUGCGCGACCAGAAGAUCAUGUCCGACAUCAUGCCUGAUGAACCCCAGGAAGAACCCCACCCUCGCUACGAGGAGCAUGCAGGCCCGAGUCAGUUCACACCUCCGCAAGGCCCAUACGCGCCGCCGCCCCAGCAGUACGCCCAGAGCCCCUACGCGUCUCCCCCAGCUCCCCACGCGCAGUACAGCCCGUACGGCCAGCACCAAGGUCCUUCACCUCCAGGCCCAUCUCAGUACGCCCCACCAUACGCCGACGCCAAGGCCUACGCGGGCUCGCUACCGCCACCGGGCGCUCCAGGCGCACAGCAAUGGGACUUUGGACAGUACACCGACAAGUCCGGCUCUAGCAGCCACGGCAAAGAGCCCCAGCACGACCUCUACCGCCCCACCUCCCAAUCGCCCUACGCGCCCGCCCCGGAUGGCCAGGGUCAACCGUACGGGUACGCCCCCGACAAGGCCCCUUACGCACCACACGGGCACGGCCACAGCCAGGGCCACCUUCAACCCAGCAUGGACCAGCAGUACCCGGGCUACCACUUCCCCCCUUCCUCUUCCUCAUUUUCUCCCGGCCCCAACCCCAACCCCGGCUUCAGCCCAGCCCCGGGCCCCUCAGGCUCAGAAAGAUGGGACCCGCGCCCGCUCCCGCAAGGCUCCUCCCGCGGCUCGAUCGCCAGCUCGUCCCAGGGCCCGCCGCCGUCGUGGAACCGCCUUCCCGCGCGCGACGACGCGGUCACGUACGCGCCGUUUCCGCCGCUCGCGCUGCUCAGCCAGAGCUCGCAUCUGAGCAAGGGCUUCCCCGAGGCGCCGCCGCCGGCGGGGUAUGCGCCGCAUCCGUUCGCGACGCAUGAUGUGCAGGGGGAGGAUUGGGCGCGAUUCCUCGCCGACAUCAAGAAAACCGCGAGCGCCGUCGGGGACACGUACAACAGGAGCGUCGCCCCCUUUCUGCGACACCAGAUCGUCCUCGGCCCGCUCAUCGGGCUCGCGAUGGACGGCGCCAAGGCAGCGGUCAAGGCCGCGUCCAAGAGCCCGUCGGCCGGUGUGGUGGUGGAUGACUGGAACACUUUCUUCUUCAACCCCCGCCGGAUCAACGUCUCCCUCGUGCAGGGCGAAAAGCGCCUCUCGGGGCUGGGAUACAACGAUCCGGCGCUCACGCGCGUGCCCUCAGCGUCCUCCUCGCAGUCGUCAUCGUCGCGCGGGAACGCCGAUCUGGGGCGGUACUUGAGUAAAAGGGAGUCGAAGCGCGCGGCGCGGGAGCAGGAGAAGGCGGAGACGCCGUUUAGGUUGGUUGUUGAGCCGUUUUGAGGGGUGGUGUGGUGUGGUUUGUUUGAUGGUUGUUGUACGUUGCUUCGAUGUGUUCGUCUAGUAUCUAUCAUACAAGCAGGUUAUUUCUUGGCGCUCGUUUAUCAUAUCAGAUCUACGUGUGCUAUUCACCG
Coniophora puteana RWD-64-598 SS2 is the source of this 1938-nucleotide messenger RNA. RefSeq lists its product as uncharacterized. The transcript is spliced from 3 exons. The record is from RefSeq and is a predicted model, not a curated record. The coding region runs from base 110 to 1807 and encodes 565 amino acids. NCBI's taxonomy places the organism in Eukaryota, Fungi, Basidiomycota, Agaricomycetes, Boletales, Coniophoraceae.